This is a messenger RNA of Colossoma macropomum (tambaqui), 2866 nucleotides long. RefSeq names its product G-protein coupled receptor family C group 6 member A-like. Lineage: Eukaryota; Metazoa; Chordata; Actinopteri; Characiformes; Serrasalmidae. Gene Ontology annotation, molecular function: G protein-coupled receptor activity. Gene Ontology annotation, biological process: G protein-coupled receptor signaling pathway. The transcript is spliced from 6 exons. Gene Ontology annotation, cellular component: membrane. The record is from RefSeq and is a predicted model, not a curated record. The coding region runs from base 14 to 2704 and encodes 896 amino acids.
GUGAGUUCUCAAUAUGAGGUCUCUUUCUUGUCUUUUUGUGCUGGGGGUGGCUGUAAUGUUGGGGUUGCAUUUCCACCACAGUGUUACGGAGUCCAUAUGUGGGGCGUAUGCACCCGGGGACAUCAUCAUUGGGAUUCUGAGUUCAGUUCACCACGACAUAAAAGAUCUUCAGCCUUGGAUCCUUCCAGAUACGUCUGCCUGUAUAAACUUUGAUCUUGUAACAUUUGUUCAAUUCUUAGCUUCAAUUCACACAAUUGAAAUGAUCAAUGACUCUGGAUUUCUUCCUGGGAUUCAGCUUGGAUAUCUGAUGUGUGAUCCGUGUGCGCAUGCAGCCAAAGCUGUACAGUGUGUGCUGGAUAUGCUGGCUGUUAAUGGGUCACUUACAGUCCUCUCUGACUUUUCAAAAUUCAGUCCACCUGUGAAAGCCUUUUUAGGCGAGAGAUACACUGAAACAUCUAUUCCUGUUACCAAACUGUUCAGCUUGUACAAGAUUCCCCAGGUAGCUUGCACAUCUUCUGCAGCAGCCCUAAGUGACAAGUUACGCUAUACAUCCUUCUUUCGUGUCAUUCCAAGUAACAUAUACCAGGCGCAGGCGCUGGCAAAGCUGAUGAGGCACUUUAACUGGGACUGGAUUGGGGUUGUGUACCUUGAUGAUGAUUAUGGUAAAGGUAUCCAUGAGAACUUUGUGGAACAUGCAGCUACAGAGCAGAUAUGCUUUCACUUCGAUGAAAUGGUAUCAAACUACAUUGAUGUGAAACAGCGCAUCAAGCAGGUGGCUGAUAUUAUCCGAAACUCCACUGCUAAAGUUGUGGUGCUCUUCCUAAGAAUUCAGCAGGUAGAGAUGCUCUUUGAAGAGAUGAUUAAGACAAACACUUCUCGAAUCUGGAUCGCCAGUAACACAUGGUCUAUGGCACGUCUCUUAAUGAAGAUGAAGGGCAUAAACAAGGUGGGAGACAUUCUUGGCACUAACUUCAUCACAGGGAAGAUCCCAGGUUUUGAAGACUACCUCCAGAAUCUGAGGCCACGUCCAGGGGCAAGAAAUGACCUAAUCAGGGAGUACAAACAAAUGAGAUUUAACUGCAGUCAGCAAUCAGCGCACACGUCACCUGUGGCCUGCAAUGUGACAGACCCCCAGGAGGCAAACGAUGACUACCUGCUCCAUGCUGUGGACGUGACGGAGGCCUACAAUCAGAGAGUAGCAGUGUAUGCUGUAGCUCAUGCCAUCAAGAAACUUCUUCAGUGCAAUGACACUGCCUGCUCUGGGGAUACCAGCUUCAUGCCAUAUGAGCUUUUGAACAUUCUUCGUAAGGUGAACUUCACUUUGAACAAUCAGACAUACUCCUUCAAUGAAAAUGGUGAAUUUGAGAAUGGUUAUGAUGUCAUGAUGUGGAAACAGAACGGUGAUGAAAAAAUAUCAGAAGUGGUGGGAAAAUUCCUCAUAAUAAAUGGGGAUGUUACAAUCUAUGAGCACAAAAUCCCCUGGAACAACAAUACGGUGCCCUUGUCCAGGUGUUCAGAGCCAUGUCCCCCAGGCACAGUAAAGAACAUAUCAAAAAUCUCCUGUUGUUAUAAAUGUGCUAACUGUAGUGAGGGAUACUACUCUAAUGAGUGUGAUCAGGACACUUGUAAACAAUGUCCAGAAGGUUCUUGGUCUCUUCCAGGAUCGAGGGAGUGUCAGAAAUGGAACAUCUGGUUUUUGGAGUGGUCUUCAGCUUAUUCCAUUGUAGUGAUGAUUGGAACAGUAAUAGGUGCACUACUGCUGGUGUUCUCAUUUAUCUUUUUCAUUCUACACAGAGAAAAACCCAUCAUAAAGGACAUCUUAGUCAUUUCAUGUCUGAUGAAAUUUGGCCUGAUGGUGAGUUUUGGAGGUGUAAUACUUUUCUUAGGCAGCCCAAACAUCCAUCUUUGUAAAGCACAACAGACCAUGUAUGGUCUUGGGUUCACUCUCUGUGUGUCCUGCAUUCUGGUUAAGGCCCUUCACAUAUUCUUAGAGUUAAUGUCCUCUAAUCCUACAAAGCAGCGCAAACUAAGAAAGUUUGAUAAGCCCUUUGUCAUCAUAGGAAUCCUCACUGCUAUUCAAGCUCUCAUCUGUAUCUUCUGGAUGAAAUUUUAUCCUGUUGAUGUUGAGGAGAAACAAUCAAAAACUCAGUUACUUACCAUGAACCGUCUGUGCACUCAGGGCUCUCUGUAUGGCUUUGGUGCGAUGCAUGUCUACAUUGCUUUACUAGCUGUGCUAAGUUUUGGACUGGCCUUCAAGGGGAGAGAUAAUGACAAGACUGAUCCUAUAGUCUUCAGUAUGCUCAUCCAUCUGUUUGCUUGGCUUUGCUUUAUUCCAGUCUUUAUCACUCAAUAUGAAUCACGCCCCAUCGUCCAGAUCUCUGGCAUUAUGGUCUCAAACUAUGGAGUCAUCUUUUGUCACUUCACCCCAAAAUGGUUUAAGAUCCUCUCAGAAAAGUCUAAUACAUUGAAGGCAGUAAAACCCCUAAUUGAUCCUCAAACAGAUGACUCAGACUCUGGAGUGAUUUGUAGGACUUUAAAGGAGACAGUGUCAAUACUCAGCGUACCACAGAGCCGAUUCAGCACUGCAGAGUCAGAAAUGUCAGAAAUGUCCAACUUGGAUAGUAACAGCCUGCAUCUGUUAGAAGUUAGCAUUGCCUCAUUUAGGUGUCGGAGACCAAGAAGUCUACGAUCAAGGAGUUUAUAAGUCAUCUGUCUCACACAUUUGCUAAAGGGUAUAAGAUCCACUCAGAAAUUAAGAAUUUAAGUGUAACAAAUAAAAAUAACUAAAUCUUGCCAUAGAAGAAUUUUUGUCAGACUCUAGAGCAAGUGCAACUUCACAGAGACCUUAAGGGAGUCCACCACAAUA